Molecule: messenger RNA, 1844 nt
Organism: Suncus etruscus (white-toothed pygmy shrew)
Lineage: Eukaryota; Metazoa; Chordata; Mammalia; Eulipotyphla; Soricidae
Gene: VTA1
Product: vesicle trafficking 1
Exons: 8
Coding region: 15-938 (307 amino acids)
Biological process (GO): late endosome to vacuole transport via multivesicular body sorting pathway
Cellular component (GO): multivesicular body
Source: RefSeq, a predicted model, not a curated record
AGUAGGAAGUGGUGAUGCCUGGAGGAGAAAUGGCGGCUCUCGCUCCGCUGCCGCCGCUGCCCCCGCAGUUUAAGAACAUCCAGCAUCAUCUGAGGACGGCCCAGGAGCAUGACAAGCGGGACCCUGUGGUCGCCUAUUACUGCCGUUUAUAUGCUAUGCAAACUGGAAUGAAGAUUGAUAGUAAGACUCCCGAGUGUCGCAAAUUUUUAUCAAAACUGAUGGAUCAGUUAGAAGCUCUUAAGAAACAGUUGGGAGAUAAUGAAGCUAUUACUCAAGAAAUAGUUGGUUGUGCCCAUUUGGAGAAUUAUGCUUUGAAAAUGUUUUUGUAUGCAGAUAAUGAAGAUCGUGCUGGGCAUUUUCACAAAAACAUGAUCAAGUCCUUCUAUACUGCAAGUCUUUUAAUAGAUGUCAUAACAGUGUUUGGAGAGCUCACUGAUGAAAAUGUGAAGCACAGAAAAUAUGCAAGGUGGAAGGCUACAUAUAUCCAUAAUUGUUUAAAGAAUGGAGAAACUCCUCAAGCAGGGCCUGUUGGACUUGACGAAGAUAAUGAUGUUGAAGAAAAUGAAGAUGUUGGGGCCACCUCUCUGCCCACUCAGCCUCCCCAGUCAUCGGCUACAGCUUACGACCCAGGCAGCAGCUACACUGGAAUCCAGAUUCCACCUGGCGCACACGCUCCUGCCAACACACCAGCAGAAGUGCCACAUAGCACAGGUGUAGCAAGUAAUACCAUCCAACCUACUCCACAGACUAUUCCUGCCAUCGAUCCUGCAAUUUUCAACACAUUUUCCCAGGGGGAUAUUCAUCUAACACCAGAAGACUUUGCUAGAGCUCAAAAAUAUUGCAAAUACGCUGGCAGUGCUUUGCAGUAUGAAGAUGUAAGCACUGCAGUACAGAAUCUACAGAAGGCCCUCAAGUUACUGACGACGGGCAGAGAAUGAAGGCUUUGUGCCACAGCUCCGCACAUGUUUAAAGAACUAACAGUCCGUUACUCCAUCUUCAGCCUGUCAAGAGCACAGUUUGAAAAGACUUCAGCUUCACUGAAUACAAUGAAAUCUGUGUCCGGGUAUCAGAUUCCUAUUGAAGCUUUCAGCUGCCGCAGCUAGUUUUCAUUGUCCACUUACUGGAUCCAGUAAUUUCUGGGUAUAUAGGGCUGAUGUUGGCAAGAUUCUAAAAAUGUACAGUGAACUUUGCUUUAAAAAAUGAAACACACUUCUAUGAAAUGUCUUGGGAAUAUGCUUCAUAUCUUCAUUUUCAUUUAAGAAAUGUAUUACUUUUAAUAUGGACAAAACACCAUAUACCUUCAUUAUAAACUCCCGAACUUAAACUUUAAUAAAGUUCUCCAAAAUAGUAUAGAUUAGAAAUCAGUUUUGUUUUCUUCAGGAUUUAUUCUAAUAGUGAACAUAAUAAAAUGUUAACAAUCUGAAAGAAAUGAUGUUCAGAAUUAAAUUUGAGUUAACUUUAUUACAAGUUUAAAUUUUCUUUGAAAGCUGAGGUAAAGAGAAAGGAAGUACAUUUAUACCUAAUAAUAAUGUUGGCUACCCAUUGAAAUUGAGUGUGAAUUGAUAUAUGAGUGUCAGCAAUUAUACUGCAUAUAUUGGAAAAGGAAAAAAAAUGACAUUUUUGUAAUGCCUGGAAACUUGGUGCUUUGAGUUAAGGUUCUCUGCUGCUGUGGAAUGGACUCCAUAGAGUGUAAAGCAAUGCGUGAGUGAUGCAGAUAAUUAUGAGAAUUAAAAUCUCAAUUAUUAAAUAUGUGUUUGGGGGAAAUUAUGGGCAUACAAUGUCACCUGCAUUUGUGCUGUGUUGAAAAAAUAAAAGGAAAGAAUUCUUUUCACUAUUCCUACUUA